UUGUCUUGUCUUUCAGCCGACGACCAAAAUUUGCACAACGAAAUAAAAAUGUGUUGGCAUGCCAAGAGUUCAUCUUGCUGCAUAAACGUUUAGAUUUGAUUUUUGUAAACGUCAUUUUUUAACAGUUCUAAUUCUUGUUGUGACUUGAAUCAAAGUAAAAGACCUAUCAAAUUUGGUUGAAGUUUUCUGUGACCAGUGUUGUAACUUAUCCAUCAAUAGUGUGUUUUUAGGUUAUGUUUAUUAUCUACUUCUCUAUUAUAUUUUUCAAAGUACGAUAGCUAGCUACCAUGUCUAACGAAUCGGAUAUCAAACUUUUAAUUUCAUUAGGUCUAAAUGAACAAAAAGCUAAAGAAACUCUAAAAAAUGAAGCUGUUACAAAGAUUUUGAAACAAGUGAUUGAUGAAACCAAGAAGAAAAACGCGAGUCACGAAGAAUUUGGCAUUCUAUUGUAUCAUUUAGCAACAAAAAUAAAGAAUCAGGUAAUUCAUCACUUACCUUUUUUAGUUGACUAUGUAAUAAGUAAGAAACUGGAUAAUAUUCAACGAUUAGAUGCCGCUCUAGAAUAUGUUUUAGCAAAUGUUACGAAGAUCAAUCUUGAAGAAUUUGAUAAAGCUACAGGCGUUGGAAUAGUUGUCACACCAGAUCAAAUUGAGCAUGCCGUUGAAGUUGAAAUAUCGAAAAAGAAAGUUGAAAUCACUGAAAAAAGAUACAAGUAUAAUACCGGACUUAUAAUGCAAGCUGUUCGUAAUGAACUAAAAUGGGCGGAUGGAAAAGCAGUAAAAAGUGAAGUUGAUCUUCAAAUAUUCACCUUACUUGGUCCAAAAACAGAAGCAGAUAUGGCACCGGUUCCAAAGAAACCCUCAAAACAGACUAAAGUUAAAGAUCAGAACGAUCAUAAAUCAAACAAGAGUAAAGAUAAAAUUCAAGUAAAUGGCACAGAAGAGUCUGGACCAAUGACAGUUUCUGAAAUGAUGAAAAAGGUCAACUUUCAUGCACCAGGAGAAAAUUUUAAAACAGAUGGCUACGUUGUAACCGAACACACUCAGCGUCUCAUAGCGGAACAUUUGAAAAUCACGGGCGGUAAGGUAAGGACCCGGUUUCCACCAGAACCCAACGGAAUAUUGCAUGUUGGGCAUGCCAAAGCCAUCAAUAUCAAUUUCGGUUAUGCUGCUUCAAAGAAUGGAGUCUGCUUUCUUCGAUAUGAUGAUACCAAUCCAGAAAAAGAAGAGGAAAAGUUCUUUAUUGGCAUACGAGAUAUGGUGGAAUGGCUUGGUUACAAACCCUACAAAAUAACACAUUCUUCAGAUUACUUUGACCAGUUAUAUGAAUGGGCCAUUGUGCUUAUUAACAAGGGGUUGGCGUAUGUUUGUCAUCAGAAAGCUGAAGAGAUGAAGGGAUUCAAUCCUCCGCCAUCAAAAUGGAGAGAUCGUCCAAUCAAAGAAAGUCUCCUACUUUUUCAAGACAUGAAAAACGGGAAAAUAGAUGAAGGAGAGGCAACGUUGCGAAUGAAAAUCACUUUGGAAGAAGGAAAACAAGAUCCAGUUGCUUACCGUAUCAAGUUCCUACCACACCACCGUACUGGCGACAAGUGGUGUAUCUAUCCCACCUACGACUACACUCACUGCCUUUGUGACUCAAUCGAAAACAUCACGCAUUCUCUCUGCACCAAGGAGUUCCAAUCGAGGAGGUCAUCCUACUAUUGGCUGUGCAAUGCCUUGGACAUCUACUGCCCGGUCCAGUGGGAGUAUGGCAGGCUCAACAUCAACUACACGGUCGUUUCCAAGAGAAAAAUUGGCAAGCUGAUCACUGAGAAAAUCGUGAGGGAUUGGGAUGACCCUCGCCUAUUCACGCUGACUGCUCUCAGGAGACGCGGCUUUCCACCUGAAGCCAUCAAUAGGUUUUGCGCUCAAAUGGGGGUGACAGGAGCUCAAUCGGUAGUAGAUCCCAUGACUUUGGAAGCCAGCGUUCGAGAUGUUCUCAAUGAAUCUGCGCCUAGAACCAUGGUAGUUCUCAAGCCUAUCAAAGUUAAUAUCAAAAGUGGUGAGUACCCAUCGUCAGUCAAUGUUCCAGAUUUUCCUAGUGAUCCUUCAAAAGGUUCUCACACUGUUAGUUUUUCCAAAGUUGUCUACAUCGAGGAUUCAGAUUUCUCAGAGACUCCAGAACCAGGCUAUAAAAGACUGACAAAAAGUCAGUCUGUAGGUCUGAAGCAUGCUGGCCUUGUUGUCAGUGUGCUGGAGUUCAAAAAGAAUUCAGCUGGCAAGAUUGUAGAGUUGGAUGUUAAAGUGGAUCCUGUAACUGAUAACAAUAAACCUAAAGCAUUUAUUCAUUGGGUAUCUGAACCUACAGUUGUUGAAGUGCGUCUGUACGACAGACUGUUCAAACAUAAAAAUCCCGAGGAUCCUUCUGAAGUUCCUGGAGGGUUUCUAUCAGAUAUCAACAAUGACUCUCUCACUGUCAUUGAUGCUUAUGCUGAUUCGUCCAUUAGAAAUUGUAAGGUGUUUGAAAAAUUUCAAUUUGAGCGCAUAGGAUUCUUUUCGGUAGAUCCUGAUACUAAAACUUCUAAAGUUGUUUUUAAUCGGGUCGUUACAUUGAGAGAAGACUCUGGGAAACAAUCGUGAUUCAAAGUGCCUUUUUAAAAUACUUUAUUCUAAGAGCUUUCUCAUUAACACUAGCAUUGCAUUUUCAAUAUUAAUUCUGUUUUCUCGCAUCUCGUAUACUCCGUUGUACUGUUCAGAAAUAUUUUUGAAAUGAAAAUUUCUAAUCAUAUUUUUUAAGUUAUUGAUUUGAAGCUGUACUAUACUGUUUCCUUGAAAUAAAUGAAGUUUGACAAUUGAAUAAAAACACAAGAUAUGUUGUCAAAUUUCACGAAACCAUGGUAGUGUACUAAAUAAAACAGUGUAGAAUUUGACAACAUAUCUUGUGUUUUUAUUCAAUUAUGGAACGGCUCUACAAUAUUGACAAUGACUCAGUUGAAGUAACAAGUUAGAUAUUCUUCAAAUUUACAAUAUUACGUAUCUGUAUUUAAAAUACAUUUCUCUAAAUAAUCUUAUUUAAAUUUAAUAUUCGAAUAACAAAUAUUGAUGAUUAUAGAGAAAAUUGAUCGUAGUUAUUUUAUGGGAGUCUAAAAUCACGUGAAUAACUUCUUAACUAUUUAAUUAUUGAGUAAUUAUAAAUUGUGGAUCUUUAAUUGAUGAGUAUACUCAACUUGAGGGAAUAUUAUAAUUGCGCAUGUGUAUGAUUUUGAAUUUAAUCCGUGUCAAAUAAUGCUAUCACAGUAACAAUUCAAUAACUUAAAUGUUCUAAAAUAUAUUAUUUUUUUAGAUGAUUCUUAAAAACUCUUCAAGAAUCCGAAUUUUAUUUAUUUUAUUUUAUAACCAGUAGCCUAUUUAUUUCAACUAGGAAGAUUUUACUUUUUAUUUUACUUCUAUAAGAUGAACAAAGGAAAGAAUAACUAUGUGACAGUUAUCAUAAUAAUAAAAACUUGUUAAUUAGUAACCAAGGUUGGUGAUUCAAUGACCUCUAAUGUGAUAUUAAUUUAUCUUCAACAAAUACUAUCAUUGUUUAGUUUUUAUGAAUUUAAAUAUCAAUCACAUUCAUUAACGUUUUUUGGCUCUAAAUACUCAAGUUUCAUUUCAAUAAUUAUUGUAUUCAAUAUUUCCGUUCUGUUGAUAAUUCAAGUAACUCUAAAGGCAGUGAUAUAGCAAUAUAUACAGCACCUUUCCUAUUUUUUGUUAAUUGAAACUUUAUUGUAAUACUGAGUGAAAAAUACACAUUUUAAUGGAGUUUA
Molecule: messenger RNA, 3787 nt
Organism: Nilaparvata lugens (brown planthopper)
Lineage: Eukaryota; Metazoa; Arthropoda; Insecta; Hemiptera; Delphacidae
Gene: GlnRS
Product: probable glutamine--tRNA ligase
Exons: 1
Coding region: 288-2618 (776 amino acids)
Biological process (GO): translation; glutaminyl-tRNA aminoacylation
Cellular component (GO): cytosol; aminoacyl-tRNA synthetase multienzyme complex; cytoplasm
Molecular function (GO): glutamine-tRNA ligase activity; ATP binding
Source: RefSeq, a predicted model, not a curated record